Molecule: messenger RNA, 2883 nt
Organism: Manihot esculenta (cassava)
Lineage: Eukaryota; Viridiplantae; Streptophyta; Magnoliopsida; Malpighiales; Euphorbiaceae
Product: LETM1 domain-containing protein YLH47, mitochondrial
Exons: 16
Coding region: 265-2568 (767 amino acids)
Biological process (GO): intracellular monoatomic cation homeostasis
Cellular component (GO): mitochondrial inner membrane
Molecular function (GO): calcium ion binding; ribosome binding
Source: RefSeq, a predicted model, not a curated record
GGCGCCAGUCUUUUCCUUGCCCCUAUCUGCACGACGCAUACUUGAAAAUUUUUUCCAUUUGUCGAGGAAGGACACGCCCAGCCUCUUUUCUCUCUUCUGACUGACUCCAUUACCACUUUCGUUCGCCAAAAGCUCAAGCAAACAACAUACUUCUCUUUCUCUCUCUCUCUCUCUGUGUAGAUUGGAACUUUUAGCAGAGGCUGGCUAAGUCUUCUGGAUGAAUCAGACGUAUCACUAUUAUUCUUUUUUUUAGAGACUGAAAUAAUGGCUUCAAGGGCUAUCUUGCGGAGGAAGAGAUCCCUCUUCAGUUUCCUGAAUCAACCAGCUUGCUUGGUUAGGAGCUUUUCAAGUUUUGAACAUGGGCAGCCUCCCCAAUCAAGUGUCUUGGAGGGAUCAAGCUGGAUUACCAGUCACCCAUCUGAAAAUAAUGAUAGUAGAUAUAAAGGGAACAGGAAGGCAGAUUUUGAUUCUUCUUCAGGAAUUAGGUGGUUUUCACGGUCUGUUCGUUUUUCUUCAACUGUCACAGCUGGUCAACCUAAAUUUGGCAGUGGUAAUAGCAGAAAGGCAGAUGUUGAUUCUUCUUCAGGAAUUAGGUGGUGUUUGCAGUCUGUACAUUUUUCUUCAACUGCUGCAGAUGGUCAACCUAAAUUUGGCAGUGGCAAUGACAGAAAUGAACAACAGGCUGCUAAGCAGGUGAAGGAAGCUUCACCAGAGGAGUGCGACGAAGCUGUUGAAGAUUUAAGUGAGGUAAAGGCCAAGGCAAAAGCUAAGCAGGUGCAAGAGUUACAAAAGAGUUAUAAAUCAGUAAUGCAGAGGAUGUGGGCUAUGCUUCUGGGUAUUGGUCCUGCUUUGAAAGCUGUUGCUUCAAUGGGCAGGGAAGACUGGGCUGAGAAGUUGCACCAUUGGAGGGAUGAGUUCAAGUCUACAAUGCAACACUAUUGGUUGGGCAUAAAGCUACUGUGGGCUGAUAUUAGGAUAAGCUCAAGGUUACUGGUGAAACUUGCCAAUGGGAAGGGUCUUUCUAGAAGGGAAAGGCAACAGCUUACACGCACCACAGCUGAUAUAUUUAGGCUAGUCCCUUUUGCAGUUUUUAUUAUAGUUCCAUUCAUGGAAUUCUUGCUGCCAGUAUUCCUAAAAUUGUUUCCCAACAUGUUGCCAUCAACCUUCCAAGACAAGAUGAAAGAACAGGAGGCAUUGAAAAGGAAGCUGAAUGCUAGAAUGGAAUAUGCUAAGUUUCUUCAAGACACUGUUAAAGAAAUGGCAAAAGAAGUCCAGAGCUCAAGAAGUGGAGAAACUAAGAAAACAGCAGAAGAUCUUGAUGAAUUUAUGAACAAUGUUAGAACAGGUGCACGUGUUUCCAAUGAAGAAAUUUUAGGCUUUGCCAAGUUAUUUAAUGAUGAGCUUACUUUGGAUAAUGUCAGCAGACCUCGAUUAGUAAAUAUGUGCAAGUAUAUGGGUAUCAGCCCUUAUGGAACUGAUGCAUAUCUACGUUAUAUGCUUCGGAGGAGACUGCAAGAGAUUAAGAAUGAUGACAAGAUGAUUCGAGCUGAGGGUAUGGAGUCCCUUUCAGAAUCUGAGCUUCGUCAUGCUUGUAGAGAUCGAGGGUUACUUGGAGUGCUUUCAGUUGAAGAAAUGCGGCAACAGCUACGUGAUUGGCUGGAUUUGUCUCUGAAUCAUUCCGUUCCAUCUUCUCUGUUGAUUUUGUCUAGAGCCUUCUCUGUCUCUGGAAAGGUUAAGCCAGAAGAAGCUGUUCAGGCUACAAUCUCAUCUCUUCCGGAUGAAGUUGUGGAUACUGUUGGGGUUACAGCUUUGCCAUCUGAAGAUUCAGUUUCAGAGAGGAGAAGAAAGUUGGAGUUCCUAGAAAUGCAGGAAGAGCUGAUCAAGGAGGAGGAAGAGGAAGAAGAAGAGGAGCAGGCCAAGAUAAAGGAAUCUGUUGGUAGCCAAAAAGAUGUAGCUUUGGAGGAGAUGACUAUUCCAACAGCUAGAGAAGCUCAAGAACAAGCCAGAGCAAACACAUUGGAGAAACAUGAGCACCUUUGUGAGCUUAGUCGUGCAUUAGCUGUUUUAGCUUCAGCAUCUUCCGUCAGCAGAGAGCGUGAAGAAUUCUUGAAACUUGUUAAGAAGGAGAUAGUCCUCUAUAAUAGCAUGGUGGACAAAGAAGGGACAGAAGAGGAAGAAGAAGCUAAAAAGGCAUACAAAGCUGCCAGAGAGGAGAGUGACCAUGCUGUGGAGACAGCCAUAGCCGACAAGGUUUCUUCAGCACUGAUUGAUAGAGUAGAUGCUAUGCUUCAAAAGCUUGAAAAAGAAAUUGAUGAUGUGGACGCAAAAAUUGGAGAUCGAUGGCGCUUGCUUGAUAGGGAUUAUGAUGGAAAAGUGACUCCAGAGGAGGUUGCAUCUGCUGCUAUGUACCUUAAGGAUCACUUGGGCAAGGAGGGUAUCCAAGAUCUUAUAAGCAACCUCUCCAAAGAUAGAGAAGGAAAAAUCUCUGUUGAAGAUAUUGUCAAGCUAGGCAGUGAAAUGGAAGAUGAUGAAACUACCGAGGAAGGAAAAGAAAAGCAUAGAAUAUAGCAUCUGGUGUUGUAAAGGGGUUUACUGCAUUCUGUGUGAACAUUUUGUAACAAGAUCUCAAAAAUAAAGGGGGAGAAAGCAGAUUGGAAAGAGCGAAAUUUUCUUGGUUGGUAUCUAUAAAAGCAAAUAAAACAUGUGGAUAACAACUCAUUGGUACUAGUAUUUUUCAUGUGGGCUGCGGUACGCUUGUGAAAUUUUUGAGAUGAGUACCUGGCUAUAUUGGGAUAGUGCAAGAAUGUGAUAUGUAUACUACAGAAUAUAGAAGGAGGAUAUACGAGUAUCUUGUUGUACUUUCUCUCCUUUUUGCUUUUGACA